Messenger RNA from Vigna unguiculata (cowpea), 1285 nucleotides. RefSeq names its product glutathione S-transferase L3-like. The record is from RefSeq and is a predicted model, not a curated record. Gene Ontology annotation, molecular function: glutathione transferase activity. NCBI's taxonomy places the organism in Eukaryota, Viridiplantae, Streptophyta, Magnoliopsida, Fabales, Fabaceae. Gene Ontology annotation, biological process: protein glutathionylation.
GAACUACUUUGAAGAAAAAUAAAAAAAUCAGCUGGUGGGACCCAUAGGAAAGGCAACAGCAUAAAAGGACCAAACUCGCUUGAACUCAGACACCAUUCUGGUUUUGUCCACUCAAUCCUUGAGAUUUUCUGUGAAGAGCAACAUCAAUGGCUACUUUUGUUCGUCCUCCUCCAUUGACAUCCACCUCCGAUCAACCUCCUCUUUUUGAUGGCACCACCAGGUUCUCCAGAAUUCACUUUCUUUUCAUGGUUUUGCUUCAAUUUUCAGAUGUCAAGUCCUCACCUUUUUACCAUUUCCUUAGGUUGUACACCAGUUAUGGUUGCCCCUAUGCACAACGUGUUUGGAUCACUAGGAACUACAAGGGGCUACAAGACAAGAUCAAAUUGGUCCCUAUUGAUCUUCAAGAUAGGCCAGCUUGGUAUAAGGAGAAAGUCUACCCUGAAAAUAAGGUGCCAGCAUUGGAGCACAACGGCAAAAUUUUGGGAGAAAGUCUUGAUUUGAUCAAAUAUGUAGAUGCCAGCUUUGAAGGGACACCUUUGUUUCCCACUGAUCCUGCGAAGAAAGAGUUUGGUGAGCAAUUGAUAUCCCAUGUUAAUACAUUCACCAGAGACCUGUUCCUUUCAUUGAAAGGAGAUGCUGUACAAGAAGCCAGUUCUGCUUUUGAAUACUUGGAGAAUGCUCUUGGUAAAUUUGAUGAUGGCCCAUUCUUGCUUGGUGAACUCAGUUUUGUGGACAUAGCAUAUAUUCCAUUUGUUGAAAGAUUUCAGAUUGUCUUUGCUGAGUUAUUCAAACAUGACAUCACAGAAGGAAGGCCUAAACUUGCAACAUGGAUUAAGGAGCUGAACAAGAUUGACGCUUAUACAGAGACAAAAGUUGAUCCACAGGAAGUCAUUGAUCUUUUCAAGGAACGUUUUCUGCCUAAACAGUGAAUGCUUGAUGCUUCAGGCUUCCUCUAAGAUUUAGACUCUGCCAAUAAAGCGUUCUCUGCAUUGAUGGGAGCACAGGAUGCAUCUUUAAUCAAAUUAUCUGUGUUUAGACUCUGCCAAUAAAGCGUCCUCUGCAUUCAUGGCAGCACAGGAUGCCUCUUCAGUCAAAUAUCUUUGUGUUUAUUUGCUAGGGUUGCAGGAGUGUUUGAUGUGAUAAUUAUGUUAAUUUUUCAGCUUGUUUGUUUGAUGUCAUAAUAAGGUUUAUGUUAGAGCUUAUAUCACAUACAAAGCUUUGAUAUCACGUACUAUGUUCUUAAUUAUACAUUGUUGUUUCAAAUCGUUGUGCUGAUUUCAUUUCU